CAACACUGGUUCCGAGCGAAAGUUGUCAUCUCUAGCGGUGCGUUCCACAUAUUGUGUUUUGUUUGGAUUUUUUUUAAAGAAACAUGUCAGAAGUUGUGGCUGAGGAGAAGCCGAAAGGCGCCAAUCCAGAUAAACCGAAGACAGGCCGUCGCAGGGACAAGAAGGAUAAGUCCAAUCAAAUAAUCAAGAUUGUUGUUCGGCAUUUACCGCCAACUAUGACGGAAAGCGAGUUUCUGGAGCAAGUUGGUCCGCUGCCAGAAAAUGAUUACUAUUACUUCUGCCCGGCAGACUGGUCUCUGGGCCAGGAGGCCACCUGUCGCGCCUACAUAGACAUGAGCCUCAAAGAUAUCAGCGAUGUGCUGCAGUUCCGGGACCGAUUCGACGGAUACGUGUUUGUGGACAACAAGGGCUCCGAGUACAUGGCCAUCGUCGAGUACGCCCCCUUUCAGAGCUUCUUGAAAAACAAGGCGCGCAAUGACGACGCCAAAGUAAACACCAUUGAGAGCGAGUCCCACUACCAGGAGUUCAUCCAACGUCUGGCAGACGAAAGGGAGGAGGCCAGUCGCCUUGGCGACGUCAAGAUCGACUUCAACUUUGAACGGCGUUUGGAUGAGAACUGCAAAUCCACACCUCUGCUCCAGUACCUUGCGAAUAAAAAGGAGAAACGGCGGGAGGAGGCGCGCAAGCGGAACGAGGAGAAACGGAAGCAGCGCGAGGAGCAGAAGCAGCUCCGCCAAGGGGAGCAGGGGGAGGGCAACAAAUGUAAGGAUGUCAAGGACACUGGUGCUGCGGGUGACAACAAGAAGCCCGUGAAGAAAGACGGCAAGGAUCCUCAGACCGCAGCCCAGGGAGCAGAGGCCGGAAAGGCCUCGCGCUCCAAGCGACGCACAGAGCGUGAUCAGAGGCGUCGCGAAGAGCACGAGAUGCGAAAGCAGGCUCGCGAACGUGACCACAAACAAGACAAGAAGGAUAAGAAGCCGGAUCGCCAGGAUAGACCUGAGAAAGAGAAAGGUCCAAAUGGCAAGCAAGGGAAACGGCAGCCCAAGGAUCUCUCGAAGACUGACAAGGAUUUUGUUAUACUUAAGAAGGAGGUCAAGCCCGAGGCUACAGAUCUGCCAUCGACCUCAAAGGAAAGUACGGUCGAAAAAUCAACCGAAAAUAGUGACGUCCCAGACUCUGUGAAGAAAUUCAUUCAAGCUGCCGGCAGCAUUGCGGACAAGGAGGAAACUACUGUGGCUCAGGAGGCUACAGGAAGCUUUAAGAAAGCUAAAGAAGAUCCCGCCCCCAAAAAUAAUAACUUCCGUUCUUCAGAGGAGCGCCGUAUCCGCAAUAAGGAUCGUCCCGCGAGAGCCAUUUACCAACCGAAAGCGCGUCUGCAACCAGGAUCAGAGGAAUCGCGACAAAAUGCGAAUAAGGACGGCUCCGAGGGGGAGGCAGAUGUGGCCGAGGAGAAAACAUCCAAAAAGAAUAGGCGUUCAGGUCGGCGCCAAAAACCGAAACCGCAGGAGAAUAAGGAAAGUCAGGACGACGGACGUCGUCUGUCCAAAUCGUCUGAAAGCAGCAACAGUGCGCAUUCGGCCAGCCACGCCAAAUAGGCGAAAAAAUGUACUUUUAUUGUUAAAUAAAUGUUACAAUCUGAAAAAUGCGAGUUCAGUCAGUAGAACUCAUCCUCUAAA
Messenger RNA from Drosophila ananassae, 1676 nucleotides. RefSeq names its product regulator of nonsense transcripts 3B (gene Upf3). Gene Ontology annotation, biological process: positive regulation of translation; nuclear-transcribed mRNA catabolic process, nonsense-mediated decay. The transcript is spliced from 3 exons. The record is from RefSeq and is a predicted model, not a curated record. NCBI's taxonomy places the organism in Eukaryota, Metazoa, Arthropoda, Insecta, Diptera, Drosophilidae. Gene Ontology annotation, cellular component: nucleolus; cytoplasm. The coding region runs from base 84 to 1595 and encodes 503 amino acids. Gene Ontology annotation, molecular function: mRNA binding.